Molecule: messenger RNA, 246 nt
Organism: Paraphaeosphaeria sporulosa
Lineage: Eukaryota; Fungi; Ascomycota; Dothideomycetes; Pleosporales; Didymosphaeriaceae
Exons: 2
Coding region: 1-246 (81 amino acids)
Source: RefSeq, a predicted model, not a curated record
AUGCCUCGCAACGGAGACGGAUCCUCGGACAACGGCCCCAUCGACGCGGGCGAGAUUGUGCAUGGCGCUUCCGGAGACGCCACCCUCCAGCACACGCAGAAGGUCGCGCCCAUGCCUGAAGGCGAGAAGGGCGCCGCCAUAGAUGGCAUGAACGCAUCCGGUGGCGGUUCCGCAGGUACCAGCCAGGGCGCCCACGCCCAGGACAGCAACAAGCCCCCCGUCGUCGACCAGGCCACCAAGUCGUAA